CCAUUCAUGCUCUCCAUUUCACUCAUCAUGACUAGCACCACACUGCACAGAUAAUCUGUCUAUUAUUUUCUUGAUUAAUCGAUGCUUGUGAAUGCUAGUGGGAAAUCUUCUUUUGACUUCAAGGUGACCAUCAGAUGUCUUCUUUUGCCCAAGCAACAGUCAAACCCUCAAAAUGUUUAAUUUACUAUCAUGCAAGAUGAGAAACAGCAGCAAAUUCUCCAUUUCAGAAACUGGGGCUGUCCGAUCUUGUCUUUUCUGGUUAAAAAUGACUUGAACAUUUAGUAAAAUGUAAAAAUAAUUGCCAAAUAAGCUUCUAUUCAUCAACUACAGCAGCACCUAGUGGCCAGCCCCAGUAUAAGACCGGUGUCUUGCUCAAGAGCAAUGGCAGCAACAGCUUCACACCGGUCACAUUUAUUGUUCAGCCCGUGCAUACCACUAACCUACUCCAAAGUAUUACAGGUGCUAAGCUUUGUGUAGUUUUUGUGUGAUAGAAUGACAUUUGGCUUUGACUAAUAUCUGUACAGUGACAUUAAAUGAGCAUCUUCACACCUACUUGGUAAUUUGAAUACCACAAAGGCCCACCGAUCGUACAAAACAAGUUUAGUUUGAACGACAUGUUAUACACAAGGAUCAUGAAUCUUAUGGUUCAGCUCCUUGUGGAAAAGGUGCAUAUGUAGCUGAAAAUGCUCUGAGUUAAAAAAUAGUUAAGUGAUAAUUUGAUUAUUGAAUGGGAACUCUGAGGGGCUCCACAGCAGAAUUAUGACUCAUUUAACUUCAUUCAAGACACACUGCUGGAAACUACUGAAAACCCCAAAUUAACUGUUUUUGUAGACAUGUAGGUGUACGAUAAGGGUCUUUGAAAUGGUAUCAAAAAGAGUCUCUGGUGUCAGUGUUUAGCAUAAUUUCACUACUGAAACACGUAGUGGUCGUGUUUUCAGUAAAUGUUAAAAAUGAUAUGAGCAAGCAGGUGCUUUGUAAAAAUUAAUACAUGUUGUGACAGCAGUAGAACAAAAAGUAGUAGGGGAAGAGGUUGCUCAAAGUUCAUCCAUAUCUCUGUAUAUUCAUGCCAACUCCUUAACUUGUGAUUGAUUCAGACCUUGUUCUCAAAAAACAGAUAUAGAUUUUUUUAUUUGGGUGUCACAAGCAUAGAAAAUUACUACAAAAUUAUUUUGCAGAAGAUAAUUUCAGCUUCCUGUUGAUUUUUUUUCUCUUUUAACUGUUUCAUAUUCAUAGCAGCAGCGUGAAUGUGGUGGGAAGGCACCACACAGACGCCGCUCAUAAGGGUCUGAAACCACAUCCUUAGUCACGCUAUGAUGGUGACGCUUUCACUGUAACAAACCAGAACAUUGUUCCACAAGACAUUCUCAGACAGGCGUCAGUGCGACAGUGCCUUGGUGACUCAGUUAGCUUGUUGACUGAUCAAGUGGCAGAGUUUUAAAAUUAAAAAAAGCUGUUGGGUUUCCUCCUGUCUAACCAGUGGCUAACAGUGGGUUGUCCCCAUGGCUCUUAAAGCUGUGUUCUUACUAUUGCUGUGGGACCUCACUCUGUCUCCUCAUGGUGUCACGUCUUUGUGCAAUGUCACCUGCUCGACGGACUACAUUGCUUCACUGAACUGUUCCUGCUCAGGCCCUGUGCCGACAUAUCCUCUCGUCAUCAAAGUCGUGUGCUGUGGUGAAGAUCUUGAGGCUAAUGGCAACUGUACAAUCAAACCACCUCAGUCCUGGUGUGUGAUGUAUCCAGAUAUGUUUGAUGACAUCGCAUCUGUUGGAACCGUGUGUAAUGCAACAGCCAGUCAACAAGGUGACCGAGAAAUUAUGAGUCCCAGUGAGUCAUCUAGCUGGGCAUUGAGCGAUGUGGUGAAACCUGCUCCCCCUUUUGAUGUUCAACUGACAAACACUGAGGGCUUCUACAACAUCACUUGGCACCACGACAACAAAGAAGACUGUCUCAAAUACAUGGUGCGCGUAAGAGAAAGCGCAGACUUGUCAAAGGAUCCUGUUUAUUCCCUUGAAGUGGAUGACAAGCGCAUUUUGAUAGACCGUGGGACGCUGCAACCACUUGUCAACUAUGCUGUGGCUGUUAAGGCCAAAAUGUGUCCUGGGAAUCUCUAUGAGGGUCCAUGGAGCGAGUGGAGUUCCACUGCAGAAUGGAGGACUACAGGAACUGCAAAGAUUGAAGGAUUUAAUGGCUGCUUGUUUUACAUCCCCCUGUCCAUCUUUUUUGUCCUUGGUCUCCUGGUUCUGGCUUGUUUACAAAAACCGUAUUUGCAGAGGAAACUCCAGCUGAUUACGUACGUCCCCAACCCAGAUGAGUUUUUCAAGCCCCUCUACCACAACUACGGAGGAAACUUUAAGGAGUGGGUGCAGCCUGUGUUCAGCGAGUACGAUUACCUCAAGAUCAGCUCACAAGUUCAUAUGAACGGCGAGAAGCAGCACGACAUCCUCCAGUGGAACAGAGAGAAACGAAGCUACAGAGAGGAGGACGAGAUGAAACAAGGCGAUCAUUUCCCCCAUAUGCUGCAGCCUCACAGCCACUCGCUGCUGUUCUUCCAGGAGGGUGGAAGUUCGCAGGGCACCAAUCACUCCACCGGACACAUCUCCAUCCACACUGUGACCCUGUCUGGAGAGGAAGAGUUCGAGGAGGAAGUCGUGUCACAGAGCUCUGUUAACACCCUCAGAAGUUACCAAGAUGGAGAAAGCUUUGGUUCAUUUGGAGAAGACAACGGAGAACAAGCUGGCUAUGAUUUAGAGGAACCUCAGGUGUCCAGGUUGGACAGACAAAGUGGGGAAUUACCACAUCAUGAAAACCAAAUAUCUAAUGACUUAUCAUUGGAAAAUAUAAACUUUCAGCCACAUGUCCCACUUAAUGAACCAGAGAGGGUAUCGCUUGACUCAUUCGCCUCUAAUGAGCAGUCAGAAGACGGCUACCCUCACGUGGACUUGGACACCAUUGACAGUGGUUUUGGAGAGUGCAGCAGCCCUGGAGCCUCAGACUCAAACAUUGCAGAGCAGAUAGACUCUGAUUCAUUUCGUGAGCACAAAAACUCAAAUUCUAACUACGUCAAGCAGUGGAUGGUAUGUAGCACUAUUCAAGAAGACUCCAGCAACUCGGAGAAUGAACUCCAUGGAUCACAGUGAUUAUCGUUGCUGAAUUACUACCACAAUCACAGUUAGUAGUGCUGUGAAACACAUUCCAGGAAAUUUACUUUGACUAAUAGUAGGUUGAAAGUAACUGCUCAUCAUACAACCCAGUACAUCCUGUACAUCUUGAAAUACUUUAGUUGUGCACUUUGUAUUAUGUAUAUACUCAUGUUUCUUCAUGUUCUUUCUUAUUGUGGUAUUUGCUUUUAAAUGACAGUUCAAAGAGACAGGAGAGAUUUGGUUAGAGAGAGAGAGGGUGAUGAUGUGCAUGGAGACUGGAGUAUGCCAAGAUAAGUGUUGAAUAAUCUUCAGAUAAUUCCAUCACAUAUUAAUUUAUCAUUGAAAGACAGAGGAAGGACGUAGAAUUGAAAUUCACAAAUGUAAUAUUUUAUUAUUACAUUCUUAAUGUAUCAUUUCAAUGCUAAUUUAGCUUCUUUUGAAUAUAUUGAUUUAUUAAUUGAUCAGAAUGAUGCAAACUCUAUAGUUUUGCCAUGGCACUCCAGGCUCCAUAAACAUGCCGCAUGGGAUCAAAAUUGUAUACUGUUAUACUGUAUUUAUACUGCUUUUGUCAUUUUUGUCACUGUAUAUACUGUAGAGCUCCAUAUCAUCACGGUCCUGCAUGCUUCAUUAGCUUGUACUGCAGCACCAGCAAGCAUGCUGCCUUAUCAAGAUGUCUGAUAAUGUCUAUUUACCUUGCACACAUAUUUUGUCAGUAACCACUGCAACCGUUCAUCCUGUUCUGUGCAAUGUCAGUAAAAAGAGCAAACUUGGAGAAAACAUGUAUCAUCUGUAAACACAAGAACCAUUGUUUCUGUGACAACAACAUAGUCCACAAUAACACGUUACAUUGACACACACAUUAAGACAGGGAAAAACACAGGGGGGGUGAAUACAUCAGCUCAGAUCAUACUCACAAUCCUAUGGCACCUGCAUACAUACUUUGGAAUCAGGUUGGCCUGUUUUCAUGGUUUCAUGUAUUCUCUAGUGAGGGUCCAUAGGGCACCAAGGUCAUUAUUAUAGUUCUUAAUGGGUUGAAACUGCACUCUCCAUUGAUAAUAAGUCCAAAAAGUCCUUCAGCCAGUUAUAUUUGUUAGUAUUUGUUUUGUAAGUAUUGUCCUCUUUACAGAGAGAAAGGCUAAUGCAACAAUACGUUGUGUUGUUCUUGCGUGUAUAUUUCUCUUCCUUUUUCCCAGUAUGCAUACAACGGCACAUUGAGGAAUAUGAACAUUUGUUAUCUCCUGUAAAAAAUCAGUUGCCUCAGUCCUGAUUUUUUUUUUUUUUUUUUACCAAUGGACAGGAACACAGUAAGUGCAUAAGUGUACCAAUCCUACCACAACCAUGCCAGCACAAUUCAGAAACAUUUGGGUCCAUUUUUUUAACUUUUGUGGUGUAAUGUAAGUCGUAUGUAUGACCUUCAUUUGAAAGAUUCUAUAUCUCACACAAUCGCGUGCUGACUGUCUCAGUUCUCCGUCCAGUAGCCGCCCACAGUUUACAGUCAUUGACACUUCUAGAUCCGAGUAUGAUUUCCUUGGAUGUUACAUUUUUAAAGAUUGACUUCAGCUGUAAGUAUUGUAAAAUACCAAAUCAUUAAGGCCAAACUGCAUUUUCAGCUCAUGGCAUGGUAUAAUAUCUCCAUCCCUGUCCAGUCUGAGUGAUGUUUAGGUGCUGCCAAGUGCUCUUUGCCUGCAGAGAGAGAAAUCAAUUAGUGGAUUACCUAUUGAAGCACUGUGUUUGGGGUAGUACCAUAAUGACUUAUGGAAAUCGAUUUGUUGUAUUCACAAAUAGUCCUCUUCUCCAGCCACUCCCAACUGCCUACUGUAUACAGAUAUUUAUUUUUGUAUGCCCAUGACUGUGGGAAUCUUGCAUUGUAUGCUAAAUAGUAAAGGUGGACGUCAGGAACACCUAGACCAGGUGUUCCUGAUGUCCACUGAGCAUAACCAGUUUCUUACGGUUCAUUUUAGGUUUCUUAUCCCGCCAUAGGAUGCCUUAUAAUAAUUUGUCAAUUUCCUUAAACCAUUGCUGGUGAAACUUUAAUGGUAUGGCUGAUAUAAGGAGGGAGUCUGGGUAGAAAGUUCAUCUUUAUCACCUCUGCUCUGCCCCAGAGUGAUAGAGGUAAUACUGUCCAUCUCCUUAUUUGCUCUUUAAUUAUAAAGUGUUAGGGACAUUUAAAUCGAUUAUCUCGCUGAUUGGAGAUCUGAUAUUUACCACUUCGUACCUUGAGGUUUCCGGACAAAGGGAGCAGAGCCGAGGUGUGCUGCAAAGGUGUGUGGGUUAAGAGGGGUAGUCUCACUUUUAGGACAAUACUACAUUGAUUUUGCAUCCAGAAAGUUGACCAAAUGUUUCUUUAAGUUUGGAUUGAGUGAGCUGGAUUAGAAUAGUGUUAAUAAUAUAUCAUCAUCAUAGAUAUUGCCUUUACAAUCAUAUCCAGUAAGAUGAACACCAGUUAUGUUUUGAUUAGCUCGGAUGACACAAGCCGGCGGUUCUGGCACUGAAAUGAAAAUGGCAGGCAAGGCUGGACAACCCUGCUGUGUGGAUCUGAUGAAAAGUUGGAGCGGAUGAGAUGCCAUUUGUUUUAACACGGGCAGGUGGUUCAUGAUAUAGUGCCUCGAUUCACUGCAUACAUGUUGGCCCAAACCCUAAUUCAUACAGCACAUGAAAUAAAUACGGACACUCUAAAGCUUUUUCAGCAUUCCAGUAAUAUUGAUAUAUAGGUUUAUAUUGGUAUUCUUUCACCUUGAAUAAUAAAGAGAAUGUUUGCAGAGUAUCUCCUCUUUGACCAAAUGGUAUGUUUCAUAUUUAUAUAGUUGUUAUUAAAU
Molecule: messenger RNA, 5956 nt
Organism: Chelmon rostratus (copperband butterflyfish)
Lineage: Eukaryota; Metazoa; Chordata; Actinopteri; Chaetodontiformes; Chaetodontidae
Gene: il21r.1
Product: interleukin 21 receptor, tandem duplicate 1
Exons: 9
Coding region: 1500-3137 (545 amino acids)
Biological process (GO): immunoglobulin mediated immune response; cytokine-mediated signaling pathway
Cellular component (GO): external side of plasma membrane; membrane
Molecular function (GO): protein binding; cytokine receptor activity
Source: RefSeq, a predicted model, not a curated record